UUAAUACGCGAACUAAUAUGUUGCACAGUUAAAAUAUUAAUCGUAUGCGAUCAAUAUUCUUUCAAAUAUUUGUUCAUAUCAUUAUAUUCUGUAUGAAUUGUGACACAGCAUAAAAGAAGGGCACUCUUUGAAGGAACUAUUUAUUUAGGGCACGAUUUUUCACGUGGGUGUAGUACAACCAAUUACCGGCUCACCUGUUUAGCGAACGACGGCCUAAUCUACCACCCUAAUCGGCAUUAAAAACAGUUAAACUUGGGAUUCUUCCAGCAGCACCACCAUGGAUGGUGGCAAGAAGGUUUGGGUGCCCCACCCGUCCCAGGGUUUCAAGCUUGGUCGCAUCAUUGACAUAGGGGCUGAUACUAUUACUGUGGAACCAUUUGAUGCCCCAGGAAGUGCUAUCAGUGCUGCAUAUGAUCGUGUGUACCCAGCAGAGGAGUAUGAUAACAAGGAUGUAGAAGACAACUGUGCCUUGAUGUAUCUCAAUGAAGCCACCUUACUCAACAAUAUAAGAAUCCGUUACACCAAAAAUCACAUAUAUACAUAUGUGGCCAAUAUUCUUAUAGCAGUGAACCCCUACUUUGAGAUACCUGAUGCGUAUUCUUCAGCUACCAUUAAGAAAUAUCAGGGGAAAUCUUUGGGAACAAUGCCUCCACAUGUAUUUGCUAUAGCGGACAAGGCCUAUCGUGAUAUGCGGUCAUUGAAGAUGAGCCAGUCUAUCAUAGUGAGCGGAGAGUCUGGAGCCGGAAAGACAGAAUCCACCAAAUACAUCUUGAAGUAUCUCACUGAGAGUUGGGGCACCCAUGCUGGACCAAUUGAAGAAAGGAUUGUGGAAUCUAACCCACUAUUGGAAGCCUUUGGCAAUGCCAAGACUGUGAGAAACAACAACAGCAGUAGAUUUGGAAAAUUUGUUGAGAUUCACUUCAAUGAUAAGAAUGCUGUAGCUGGUGGCUUUAUCUCCCACUACCUGCUUGAAAAGUCUCGCAUCUGUGUACAGGGCCCAGAAGAGCGCAACUACCACAUUUUCUACCGUCUUUGUGCUGGGGCCCCUGAAGACACAAGGAAGAAGCUGGGAUUAACAUCACCUGAUAAUUUUCAUUACAUAGGACGUGGAUGCACCCAGUAUUUCUGCCAAAAUGAUACAGAGAAAAAAUUGGCACAGGAUAGAAAAAGCAAACAGUUGAAAGGAAAUAUUUCAAAAUCGAAGGUGAGUUAUUUUAAGCAAGGGUUCCCAUAUUAGCCAUGUGUACUAACACCUACUUUGAACUCAUCCAUCCCCCCCCCCCAAUCCCCCUACUUGGUGUAUACUUGGGGAACCACUGGUACAUCACCAAUUGUUAUAGUAAUGGGUCUUUCUGCAUGUGUCAGCCCAAUGGGCUUAAAACUUGAAUUAUUCAGGAUAGUAGGAAUUGUAUGAAGUCUAGAAAGAAUAAGGUGAAACAUGAAGGUAAGUACUAGUCCUUGCAUGCAAAGACCUUAGAAUAAAAGAAGAUGGUUAAAAGUAAGGGGUUAAGCAGCACAUGUGCCACAGUGUAGGUUCAUAUAUAUCCAGGAAGACUGACAAUCCACCUGGUUGAGAUUUAAAUUUAGUACAAAAUUCUCAAUUUUAUGUGUAAGGUUGUUCAAAAGUUUUAUUUAUUCAGGAUUUCUGAAUGUUUGAAUAGAUUUUACAGAUUAUAGGUAAUAUUUGUUUAAUUUGAUUUAUACAUGCUAUAUGUGUGAAGAACAGUUUGGUAGAGUUUAAAGAUUUCUACUCAUUUUUAAUGGUGUUGAUACACAUUGAUGAUCAUCUCUGCCAUGAAGGUUAUUUUUUUACCUUUGUUAAUUUAUUAGUAAACAGCCUAACUUGGCUAGCUUUGGAUAGAUUUUAAUAAAAUUUACAGGAUAUGCCACAAAUGAACUGAC
Molecule: messenger RNA, 1902 nt
Organism: Lingula anatina
Lineage: Eukaryota; Metazoa; Brachiopoda; Lingulata; Lingulida; Lingulidae
Product: unconventional myosin-VI
Biological process (GO): actin filament organization; actin filament-based movement
Cellular component (GO): myosin complex; plasma membrane; cytoplasm
Molecular function (GO): actin filament binding; microfilament motor activity; ATP binding
Source: RefSeq, a predicted model, not a curated record